Messenger RNA from Talpa occidentalis (Iberian mole), 701 nucleotides. RefSeq lists its product as uncharacterized. The coding region runs from base 33 to 701 and encodes 222 amino acids. The transcript is spliced from 4 exons. The record is from RefSeq and is a predicted model, not a curated record. NCBI's taxonomy places the organism in Eukaryota, Metazoa, Chordata, Mammalia, Eulipotyphla, Talpidae.
CAGGAUGGAGCCAGGAGACCUGGAGGAGGCACAUGGAGCCUAGAGACACGCGAAGAAACUGCGCUUGUCUUUUGGUUGUGGACUGGGUGACACAGAUGUGGGAUAUUGCUUUAAUGGGAAAAAUUGGCUCUCGGAAAACACCUCAAGAGCCAGCAGAGCAGGGAUUACAGAUAAGAGUUGAAGAAGCUCAAAUGGAAGCGCUGGAUGAACUUCCUGAAGUUGUAUCAAGUCUUUCACAGAUUGAACAAGAGGAUAUAUCAGAAUGGGGAAUCUCAGAUGGAGAAAGCAUGGUGUUUAAAACUCAGGAAACUUUGGAAGUGAAGCCAGUUGAUCAAUCAAGUAAACCUUUGGAAGAUAAAGAACCUGAAAAAGGUUCAAAAGCAGCCAAAAGGCUAUCUUUAAAGGCCGAAGAGUGGAAGGAGCAUGUAGGAGUACAGAUACCUCAUACUACUAGACGCCAUGAAGACAUUAAGAGCCCACUAUUUCUCAGACACCGAGAGAAAUCCAUUUAUUUUCUAAGCAAGCCUCAAAAGAUAAACCUCACGCCAGUUAUAAAGGUCACAGGCACAAUCAACAGGCAUACCACAGUAACUCAACCUGGAGAUUCUCUCAUCAACAAAGCUGGGCCUGCCCUUGACUACCCCUUAACGAAUGCCAGGACCACCACCACCAUCACCUCAAGACUGAGGUUACAGAAGUAG